This is a messenger RNA of Plasmodium malariae, 2670 nucleotides long. It is a transcript of the gene DBP9, whose product is annotated as ATP-dependent RNA helicase DBP9, putative. The transcript has a single exon. NCBI's taxonomy places the organism in Eukaryota, Apicomplexa, Aconoidasida, Haemosporida, Plasmodiidae. The coding region runs from base 1 to 2670 and encodes 889 amino acids. Gene Ontology annotation, molecular function: nucleic acid binding; ATP binding. The record is from RefSeq and is a predicted model, not a curated record.
AUGAAAGAAGUAGAAUCAGAAGAAGAAGUAGAAGAAGAAGUAGAAGAAGAAGUAGAAGAAGAAGCAGAAGAAGAAGCAGAAGAAGAAGCAGAAGAAGAAGCAGAAGCAAAAACAGAAACAAAAACUGAAGCAAAAACUGAAACAAAAACUGAAGCAAAAACUGAAGCAAUAACUGAAGCAAAAACUGAAGCAAUAACUGAAGCAAAAACUGAAGCAAUAACUGAAGCAAAAACUGAAGCAAUAACAGAAGCAGCGGAAAAAGCAAAUGAAAAAAAACAGCGGAACAAAACGAAAAAGAGUAAGAAGCAUAAGGUCAAAGGGAAAAAUGCAGACGAGAUAGAAGGACAUAAGAAUGAUGAAAAUUUUGAUAAAAGUAACAGAUUUCAAGAUUUUGAUAACAUACUACUUGAUGUAAGAUUAAGGAAGGCAUUAUUAUAUUUAUUUAAGUUUAAAUAUACAACAAAAAUACAAAAUCUAGCAAUACCAUAUAUAUUAAAAGGAUGUGAUGUAAUAGUUAAUUCAAAAACAGGGUCAGGAAAAACCAUGGCAUACCUAAUUCCAGUUGUUCAGAAUUUAAUUAAAUCAAAUAUAAAUGAAAAAGAACAUUUAAAAUUUUUUUAUAAAUGUAUAAUUAUAACACCAACUGAAGAAUUAUGCUUACAGAUAUACGAAGUAGCAGUUAAGUUAUGUAUUUAUUUAAAAGAUUUAAUAUCAAUUAAUCACAAUAUAAAUAAAAUAUUUUAUGAACAUCCUACUAUAUUAAUUACUACACCUACAUAUUUAUGUAAUCAUAUUAUAGAAAAUAAAAAAAAAUAUAACAUGGAUAUAUUGUCAAAUUUAAAAGUUCUUGUUAUAGAUGAAGCGGACGUUAUACAUACUCAAUUUUAUAAACCUAUGAACUUAUUGACAAGUAACUAUUUACCAAAAAAUUUCUCAAAAAAGUAUCAAAUUAUUAUGGCAUCAGCUACUUUGGAAAAUGGUAUCAUAUCUAAAACAAAAUUAUUUUUGCAUGACCCCGUUUAUGUAAGCGCGGACUUGGAGAGAGAGCAGAACAGGUCCAUCCCCGGUCAAAAAAGGAGUGGUGAUCUCACUGUACACAGUGAGAGCAUCCUGAAUGCCGAUUAUAACAGCAAUAGGAAUGCCAACUGUGUCGAUGGUAAUGCUGAUUGCAAUGACGGCGAUAUACAUACUAACCAUAUCAACUACAGUAAGAAGCAAAAACAUAUGGGAAAAUCCUUUUACUACAUGUGUGAGGACGAGUUAACAAAAUACAUAUACUUGUACAACUUAAUAAAGAAUAAUAUAAUUCAACCAAAAUCAAUUAUAUUUACGGGGUCCAUAUAUGAUGGAUAUAAAAUAAGAAUAUUUUUAACCUACUUCAAUAUUACUUCGUCUUUACUUAACCCGAACCAUCCUAUUCUAAUAAGGCAAAACAUCAUUACAGCCUUUAAUCAUUCAAAGUUCUACUUUUUAAUUUGCCCACAGUUUGAAAAUAAUAUAGUGCAAAAUGUACAUAAGAAGGGGCAGAGCUAUUCGGAUGAUCAGACUAUCUUAACUAAUGAAUUAUGUUCAGAUAAAAAAUUAGGCAUGGAUGGUGAUAUGCCUACCUCGAAUGAAGAUGAUAUGGAUAUCCAAAAUUGGAUAGAGGAGAAAAACAAGCUAAGAAGUGAUGGUGCAGUUUCGAAAGAUGGAAAAAGCGAAUUGGAUGUGGAACAAGAUGAAGUAGGUGCGGAAGAAAACGCAUUAGAUGUGGAACAAGACGAAAUAAUUAUUAACUCUAACUGGAAAUCUGUAGGAGAAAAAGAUUUUUUAUAUAACAGAGGACUAGAUUUUAAGUAUGUGAAAUGUGUUAUUAACUUUGACAUGCCGCUAGAUAAAGAAACGUUUGUGCAUAGAAUAGGAAGAACAUGUAGAUUGAACAACAAAGGUAUUAGUAUUUCUUUUGUUAAUGAAAAUAAAGAAGUAGAAAAAGACAUUUUGAAUGAAAUAAAAAAUGCGCAUAUUUGCUUUAUGACUGAGAAAAACAUUGAAUAUAAAAAUAUUGAAGCUUAUAGAUAUAGAGUGGAAUCAACCCUAAAUAAAUGUACAAGUAAAAAAAUAAAAUAUUAUAUACAGAAAGAAAUAUUAUACCAAUCUCUAAAAUCCACAGAACUAAAAGAAUUUUUUAAUACAAAUAUAAAUGAAAAAAAAAAAAUACAUAAAAUAGUAAAACAAUUUAAUAAGGAGCUUGUACCACAAAAAUUAAUUAAGGACAGAAAUAGAGGCAUAUUUUUCAGUGAGUCUAAGACUUACGGUAAAUUAUUAAAAAGAAAAAAGAAAAACGAUAAAAAUUACAAUACUAAUUACAGUAGCAAUUGCAGUAACAAUAGUAAUUGCUACGACAGCAGGAACUAUAGUAGUCGUUACAAUAGAAGCCGUGAAGGACUCAUCAAGCCCGUCAUACAAACAAAAAAGGGUGGUCUUAUAAUUACAGAUAAAGGGUACGAAGAUCAGUUAAAGAAAGAACCAGAGGCAGAAGUCGCUGAUCCCUCCAAACUUCCCGCCUUAUGCGGACGCGGUCUAAGGAAAUAUAUGUACAUGAAAUACAUAAAAAGUGAACGUAAAAAUAGGACAAAUUUUCAUAAAAAUAAAAGUAUUAACCGAAGGGGAAGAAAAAUUAUCAAUCGUUAG